Molecule: messenger RNA, 4684 nt
Organism: Leptonychotes weddellii (Weddell seal)
Lineage: Eukaryota; Metazoa; Chordata; Mammalia; Carnivora; Phocidae
Source: RefSeq, a predicted model, not a curated record
ACCUUUCCACUCAGAUGUCUCCAGGCAACUCAGACACAAUCCCAACUCCUGCUUUUCCUUUGGGACCUGCUCCUCUUUCCCCUUUCCCAUUUCUCUGGAAGGCAGUUCCAUUCUUUCAACUGCUCAGGCUAAAAACCUGGAGUCCUUCUGGACCUCUCAUCUCUUUCUCACCCCUCUUUGAUCCAUCAGCAAAUCCUGAUGGCUCUGCCUGCAGAAGAGAUCCAGAAUCUGACUACUUCUCCUACAUCUUUUGCCACCACCACCCUAGUCCAUGCUGCCACCAUCGCUUGCCUCCAUAAUUGCAAGUGCCUCCUUCCUCUGUCCUCACCCACCUCCACCUUCAUCUGGUCCCCCAUCACUUCUGCACAUGGAAACUAAAGGUAUACUGCUCAAAUUAGAUCAGGUCCCUCCUCUGUUCACAGAUCUUCUCAGCUUCUGGGGCCCUCAGAAUAAAGGCCUAGCAUGAAACCUCCCCUGGAGCUUUCUGGUCCCACCAGAAGUAAUGGACUUCAAGUUUCCCUAAUGCCUUCCUGUCUGGAUGGCCUCCAAGGCUUUGCACAUGCAGGUCCCUCUGCCUGGAACAACUUCCAUGCUUCAUUCCAAGACCGCUAAAAAUGGGGUGCGCACACCCACUGUCCCAGCCUGGAGGGAAAAAGAUGACCCCAGGCAGGACGCCCUCAGUUUCGCUUUUAGGACACUGGAGCUUGGAAUCCCGUUAGGCGGAGCUUGGGAGACCUUCCCUUACCCAUGCCAAGUCCACCAGCUCUGUCUCGGACGGGGACCCGGCGCAGUGGGCCCAGUCUGGCCUAGGGCCUGGUCCUUUCUGACAAUGCCGCUGGCGAGCCUCAGACGUGCCUUAGGUCAACCUACCCGCCGGACCUCAAUUCCCGACAUCCCUCGCGGUGCCGCUUGGUCUUUGUCAUGGUGACACGGAACCUCGGUCCCCGCGGAAAUAGGAUUUACGGUGUGAACCACACUACCCAGAAGACGCUGCGCUGCGCGGGGCAUAUCCGUUCGCACCGCGCCGGGCAAGGGCGGAACUUCCGGCGUCGCCCUGAGGUUUUUCUCUUGACUUGCUGUGCGCCGGUUCGAAGGCCCUGAAACCUGGGUUGGGGAUGCGUUCUGGAAACUACAGGGCGUCAGCCUCCAGGGCUCGAGGUGCUCGAAGUGUGGAAGGUGGGGACGGCUCUUUUCUGGGCCUCUGCGCCUGCGGGCGGGGCCUACGAGCUACCAUCCCCAACUCCUCGAGCCUCGUUUUCUCGGAAAUAGAACGGACCGCCGUCGGGGAUGUCCGCCGGGACUUCCGCUAGAGCCUGUCCAAGCCGGUGACCUGACCAGGAGAGGCGCCUUGGGCGUGCUUCCACCAUACUGAGCGGGAGACCGAGGCUCGGAGGGCUGGCUGGCUGCCCGCAGCGGUCCAUUCCUAACGGGCGCGCCGCGGCUUCUCCUCGGACCCUAGCGGGUUACCAUGGGAACAGCGGCGCUACCGGAAGUCUUUGGAGAGUGAAGGGUCCUGCUUACAGAAGCCGGGCAGUACCCCUAACCCCAAGCUCCUGGAGCCCCGACGUUAGUGAAUGAGGCCUGAUGGCCUUCGAGGAUGUGGCCGUGUACUUCUCCCACGAGGAGUGGGAGCUCCUGGACACAGCCCAGAGGGCCUUGUACUGCCACGUGAUGCUGGAGAACUUCGCACUUGUGGCCUCGCUGGGACUCUCUGCCUCACGACCCCGGGUAGUCGUCCAGCUUGAGCGUGGAGAGGAGCCCUGGGUUCUCGGUGGGACAGCUGCAACACCAGCCAGGACUGCUCACAGGAAGCCCAGCCCUGCGCCUCCUGGAGGCUCUGGCCUUGGCUUGCCCACCAAGGGGGAGCUCCCGUGGGACCCCAUUCCAGGCACCGGGGCACAGCCUUUACCAGGACGCUCCUGGUCCUGCUUUCAUGGAGGUUCCCGUCAUCUGGCAUACGACAGGGUUGUUCCAGGAGAAGCAGAACUGCCAGGGGCCUUCCAUGAUGGCUCCCCUCCAGCACCUCCGAGGAUCCUCCCCUUCGCUGGCAUCUGUGAGCGUGGGAAAAGCCUGGACGGCUGGUGGGGCACCUCCCCCUCUCAGGAGAAAAAACCCACAGGGGUGUCUGUAAUCUACUGGGAACGGCUCCUGCUAGGUCCUGGCAGUGGGGAGGCCAGUGUCAGUCUGCGGCUGACCUCCCCACUGAGGAUGGCCGAGGACAACCCACCUAGGGAGAAGGCCUUUGUGACCCGCCCCAUGCCAGGCAAGCAGCUAAGGGCAUGUGGGGGCCAGAAGCCAUAUGGGCGGGAGGCACCUGGAAGCGCUUUCCCCAAAAUUCCAGAAUUUGAGUCUGGUCUCACCUCCGGGGAAGGAGGAAAGAGUCCAGCUAGCCACAAGCCUCAUGGACUCCCCGCUGGCCAGGAGCCCCCAGCCUGGGAUCAGCUGGGCAAGGCCCUCCACACAGGCCCUGGCCUCCUUCCCGGGGAGAAGCCCUUCGAAUGCAGGGCGUGCAACAAAGUGUUCGUGAAGAGCUCGGACCUGCUCAAGCACCUGCGCACGCACACCGGAGAGCGGCCGUAUGAAUGCGCGCAGUGCGGCAAGGCCUUCAGCCAGACGUCGCACCUGACGCAGCACCAGCGCAUCCACAGUGGUGAGACGCCCUACGCGUGCCCGGCCUGUGGCAAGGCCUUCCGCCAUAGCUCCUCGCUGGUGAGGCACCAGCGCAUACACACAGCCGAGAAGUCCUUCCGCUGCAGUGAGUGUGGCAAGGCCUUCAGCCACGGCUCCAACCUCAGCCAGCACCGCAAGAUCCACGCAGGCGGGCGGCCCUAUGCGUGUGCCCAGUGUGGCCGCCGUUUCUGCCGCAACUCACACCUCAUUCAGCAUGAGCGCACCCACACGGGUGAGAAGCCUUAUACUUGUGCCCUUUGCGGUGCCGCCUUCAGCCAGGGUUCCUCACUCUUCAAGCACCAGCGUGUGCACACAGGCGAGAAGCCGUUCGCCUGCGCACAGUGUGGCCGCGCCUUCAGCCACAGCUCUAACCUCACGCAGCAUCAGCUGCUGCACACGGGCGAGCGGCCCUUCCGCUGCGGGGACUGCGGGAAGGCUUUUGCCAAGGGCGCGGUGUUGCUCAGCCACCGACGCAUCCACACCGGUGAGAAGCCCUUUGUGUGCGCACAUUGUGGCCGCGCCUUCCGCGAGCGCCCGGCCCUCUUCCACCACCAGAGGAUCCACACGGGAGAGAAACCUGUGCGCAGACCCCGGCGUGGGGCAGGCCUGACCCCCCAGGCCAGGCCUUCUUCGGUGGUGUCAUCAGAGGGCUCACUGGGGAGGGAAGCGGGGUCCACUCCUGCCUCAGGUCCAGCCACAGUUUCGAAGCCUGCUGAAGCCUGAGUUCACAGCUCCAACCUUCCCUGGCUUGUCGUAAAACACCUGCGUUCCCUGCAUAUCCACGUUUUGGAGAAGACCGGUGUGUGCACUGUGGUUCCAUGUGCACGUGGUGACGAUAUUUGCCAUUUCAGCCACGGCUCACUCCAACCCUAAGUGGUCAGGCUGCAGAAAUAGCAGGGGGAUAUUCUCCCCAUUUGGAUGCUGGGACUUUGGCAAGGCAGAGACUUGGCAAUAGACUGGCGUUUCAUGCCUAUGAUGACUGUGGGUGCCCAGGUGAGGAGGGGGACUGCUGGAAUGCGGGGGAGGCAGUCCUAGAAGUUUCCCCUGUCCAUGCACAAACUGGCCGCCAGGCCGACCCUCAGGAUAUUCUUCCAAGACCUCACUUCCUCCAAGGCCUCCUGGGAGCGGACCCAGUGGGUAGGAGGUCAUGUGGGGGUCUGGUGUUGACCUUGGGCUCUGUCUUAGCAUCCACCUCUGGGGAAAAGAACAGACGAGAGAGGGAGAGAGAUUCAGGCCUACAGAGGGAUUCUGACAGGCAGGAUCUUGCUAAGGGCCAACAUGUGCCAGUUGCCAGCCCUGUGAGGCAGCCGCUGUGACUGCUAUCCCCACUUCUCAGAUGAGGAAACGGAGGCAGAGAGAGGGGAUGUGAGUUGUACACAGCAGAGCCAGGACUCGAAUCCAGGCCACAGGCCCAGCAUCCAGACAGCUCACCAGUCUGCCCCCAGGCUCUGGCAGCUGUGCUCGGGUCUGCCAGUGUGAGAGCUGGGUGAUGCCAGGCCUGGCCGCCCGCACAUGGCAGUCCCACAGUGGGUGGGCCAAGUAGAGGUGGAGGUCCCUGGGGUGGGGAGAGGGAGACAGACAUCAAGAAUGAUGGCUCUUGAGCCGUGCUCUUUCAUUCGGUUUCGCAUCCAAGCCUCAGCAUUGGCCACGUCCCGUUGUUACCAAAGGUACCGCUGCAGGAGCCUUUAUAUCCCCCCUGCCCUGACGAGAGGUGAUCAUAACAACAGGUUUGGAGGAGACCGCAUGGGGCUCCUUGGUUCUCCCUGUGGCCCUCAGCAGACCAGGGCCCAUCCUGACCUCAGUCCUCACACCCAGGGAUGUUAGUGGUCUCUUUACUUGGGAACAAAAAAGAAAGAGCAAAAAUUAGAAGUUGGAAUGGAUGCACAUUGUGUAAAUCCUUGCACAGCACUGGGAAGUCCACAGCCUCAGCCUCCCCUUCCAGCCUCCAGGUCAUGGUUCAGAAGGGUUUAAUGGCACAGUCCAGAGAGGCUUCCUGAUAAAAACUUGUCAAACA